AUGAAAUUUGGUUCACGCAUUGGUCUUGAGGUGGUUGCACAAGACCUGAGAAAAGACAACCCCCUUCAGUUCAAAUUCAGAGUCAAAUUCUACCCAGAAGAAGUAACAGAGGAGCUCAUUCAAGAGAUUACACAGCGGUUGUUCUUCCUGCAAAUCAAAGAAGGUAUCUUGAGUGAUGAGGUCUACUGCCCACCAGAAACCUCAGUGUUGCUAGCAUCAUACGCAGCACAGGCUAAAUAUGGACCUCAUAGUGCUUCAACAAAGGCUAAGCUUACAGAGGACACCAACAUCCUACCUAAAAGAGUGAUAGAACAGCACAAGAUGACUAAGGAGCAGUGGUACGAACGUGUCUCAAAUUGGCACCAAGAGCAUCUGUCAUUAUCGAAGUAAGUCCUUGUU
Messenger RNA from Lytechinus pictus (painted urchin), 399 nucleotides. Its product is annotated as moesin-like. Gene Ontology annotation, cellular component: adherens junction; apical part of cell; plasma membrane. NCBI's taxonomy places the organism in Eukaryota, Metazoa, Echinodermata, Echinoidea, Temnopleuroida, Toxopneustidae. Gene Ontology annotation, biological process: positive regulation of early endosome to late endosome transport; regulation of cell shape; positive regulation of protein localization to early endosome. The record is from RefSeq and is a predicted model, not a curated record. The coding region runs from base 1 to 390 and encodes 129 amino acids. Gene Ontology annotation, molecular function: cell adhesion molecule binding; actin binding. The transcript has 4 exons.